UGUUUUGGAGAAAUUUGCGCAAAUUUAGCUGCAGUGUCCCCCCCCCCCCCCCCCUGUGUUUUGACAUGGGCACUGCGAUAGUGAGCGCAGAUGGAAGCGGCGUGACUGGCACAGGGUGCGUCGUAUUUAGACAGCGCGAGCGUAGCCAGCAGGCCGUCCGAUGCCGGCGGAAAAUAGAGGCGUUCACUAUUCGUUGGGCGAAUUUAAUGUAAUUUCGUUUAAUAUAAAAUAUUUCCAUCCGUGCUUAAUCCAUUUAUACUCGGCUACUUUGAAAAGAUACGUUUUGCAUGUGACUUGAAGAGGCGCGUUUCUUCACUCGGCGCUGUAAAGGAAAAUUGCCCAACAAGAUGACAAACGAACUUUAUACAUUAGAAUAUAAGGCAAACCGAAGUCAUUCGCUGCAAGCGCAGUAGUAAGUCAACCGUGAUAAGGUGCUGAGAACUCGGCACGUGUGAAACUGCAAGUUGACCGUUCUUAUCCCGGCCCUCUAUUAAAUAUUUCAUUAAUAAUUUCCCUAAAAAUGCUUUUAAAUAAUAUUAUUUGGGCUACAUACUAAAUUGAUUAAUAUUACUCAAUUUUGCUGGCGAUUCUCUGCCAAUGCGUCAAUUUGUUUUAAAAGACCUGAACAAUUUUAUUCAGGCAUUUACGUUAGGCACCGAAAAGAUUCGAUCAUCAACAAUCGACGCAGUGUGAAUUCGCCGAGGACCCCCCCCCCCCCAUAGGCAUUUGCCAUGAAAAAACAAGUGAAAGUAAAGAAACACGUCUUCCUGUGAGGUUAUAAGCAGUUAUUCGGUAGUCAGUCGACCCCGUCAACACCAAAGAACAUGUUCAUCCCCGUGGAGAGUACGCCGCCCUCCUUCAAAGACUUCACCCUGAUCAUGCCGGCUGUGGCUGUGGGUAAUGUUGGCCAACUGGCAGUGGAUCUCAUUGUGUCCACCCUCAACAUGCAUCGAGUAGGCUACAUCCACACAGACUGUCUGAUUCCCAUGGCGGGGAACAACCCCUACGCCACCUCUGAAGAGAACAGCAGUGAGCUUCACGUUGCUGCUGAAGUGUACACAGAACCAGAAAUGAAGCUGGCAGUUCUUCAGAUCAGGACGCUGAUCAUUCAGACCAAAUCCAAAAAGUUCCGUAAUUUGAUUGUGUCUUGGAUCAAAGACAGCGGGUUUUCCAGGACGAUAGUUCUGUCCAGCAGCUAUGCCUACCAGAGGGACGACCAGCAGCUCCAAGGGACCCCGCUCAGGUACCUGGUCACACCUGCCUUGCAGAAGGUGUCCGGGGACGUCCUGAAGGAGCUGGGCUGGAGGGAGAUGGAGAGAGUGUCUGCCUUCCCCGGCCUUACAGACACCAACACAGAGCCACGCCUCUACAUACCUGGUGGGGGCAUCACUAGAGGCCUCUUCAUGGACAGUUGUGCAGAGGAGCUGCUGCUGGCUGUGGUGUUAAUAUUCUGUUCAGAAGGAGACAACAUUCCUGAUGCCUUCACACUUGUCAACCACCUGAACAACUGGCUUCAUCUGUUGGACAAACCUAACCAAGAGACCAUCAAAUGGAAGAUUCCCUCUUCCUGGAAGCUUCUCUUUGGCGGCGGCAUUCCACCUGCAAUCUUCUAAUUCACACGCACACACACACAUACACACACACCCACACACACACAGGAUGUUUUGACCAAAGAUUUAUAGUCCAUGCUCGGGAAACAUGAAAGGUGACUUUGGACAGAAGAUCCCUCGACUCCACCCCCCUCCCACCCCACCCUUUGCCUAAAAAACUUUGAUUUUUACCAGUCAGCAACAUCCUUGAGCUGAUGGCAGUGGAAAAAUAGCCCACAUCUCAGGUGGGUGUGUGCGUGUGUGUUUGGGACUUCUCACUAACUCUCCAUUUGGAUCACAUCCUCAUCUGCUGCCCUGUGGAUAACCUUCUAAUGCUCAAAGACUGUCUCCAAUUAAUAAAUUAAAAAUUCCCCAACCUGGCUCUCCAUCCGGCCACCUAAUCAUCCCCCCGCGUGUAACUGGCUCAACUAUUCCCCACUUCAAGCUUAUGUGUGGUGAGCAUUCUGGCUUAAAAUGGCUGCCAUGCAUCACCCAGGUGGAUGCUACACAUUGGUGGUGGAGGUGAGUUACCCCCUUCACUGUGAAGCGAUUUGGAUAUUGAGAUAAAGUGCUAUAUAAAUGUAGUCAGUCAUCGUUAAAAACCCACACUAUUUCUGAAUAUCAUGCAUAUAGUACAAUGUAAUGUAAUGCAAAAUUGUCCUCAUGUUCCCCUCUGAAAAUCUAAAUUUAUCUAUUUCCAAAAAUUGCUGAAAUGUUAAUAGCGCUCAAAUUGUUAUAAACGAAAUACAGUUGAAUUACUAGAACUCAAUGCAAAUGUGUCCUGGGUCAAAGAAAAUAAAAGACUUUGUGUUUCCACUAGAGUGA
Molecule: messenger RNA, 2414 nt
Organism: Lampris incognitus (smalleye Pacific opah)
Lineage: Eukaryota; Metazoa; Chordata; Actinopteri; Lampriformes; Lampridae
Gene: psmg2
Product: proteasome (prosome, macropain) assembly chaperone 2
Exons: 7
Coding region: 825-1613 (262 amino acids)
Biological process (GO): proteasome assembly
Cellular component (GO): cytosol; nucleus
Source: RefSeq, a predicted model, not a curated record